Molecule: messenger RNA, 1683 nt
Organism: Acanthisitta chloris (rifleman)
Lineage: Eukaryota; Metazoa; Chordata; Aves; Passeriformes; Acanthisittidae
Gene: ZER1
Product: zyg-11 related, cell cycle regulator
Exons: 8
Cellular component (GO): Cul2-RING ubiquitin ligase complex
Source: RefSeq, a predicted model, not a curated record
AGCUGUCCUGAUGUCCCUGUAAAUUCAUCCUGGAACUUCAUUUGAGGAAAGGCUCUCCUGAAGCAAAAGGUUCCUUCUGCUCUUCCUCUUCUCAUAACUUCCCUCAAGAUGGCAUCUGACAGCCCUGAGUCACUGAUGACCUUGUGCACUGAUUACUGCCUUCGGAACCUGGAGGGGACUCUGUGCUACCUGCUGGACAACGAGACGCUCCGGCUGCAUCCUGACAUCUUCCUGCCCAGCGAGAUCUGUGACAAACUUGUCAACGAGUACGUGGAGCUGGUGAAGACAGACAGCAUCUUUGAACCCCAUGAAAGCUUCUUCACCCUCUUCUCCGACCCACGGAGCACCAGGCUCGCCCGGAUCCACCUGCGGGAACAGAUAGUGCAGGAUCAGGACCUGGAAGCCAUCAGGAAGCAGGAUCUUGUUGAGCUCUACCUGACUAACUGUGAGAAGCUGACGGCCAAGAGCCUGCAAACCUUGGUGAGCUUCAGCCACACACUGAUCUCCCUGAGCCUCUUUGGCUGCUGCAAUAUCUUCUACGAGGAGGAGAACCCUGGGGGCUGUGAAGAUGACUGUUUGGUGAACCCAACUCGCCAGGUCUUGGUCAAGGACUUCACUUUUGAAGGCUUCAGCCGCUUGCGCUUCCUCAACCUUGGCCGCUUGAUUGAAGGGGUGAACGUGGAGACACUGCUUCGGCCUUUGGCCUCCCUUGCAGCUCUUGAUCUCUCUGGGAUCCAGCUGAACGAUGUGGGAUUCCUCACCCAGUGGAAGGACAGUCUGGUUUCCUUAGUGCUUUACAACAUGGACCUUUCAGAGGAGCACAUCCAAGUGAUCGCACAGCUUCGCAAGCUCAGGCACUUGGAUAUCUCCCGAGACCAUCUGUCCAGUUACUACAAAUUCAAGCUGACCCGGCGGGUUCUAAACUUGUUUGUGGAGAACCUGGUGAACCUCACUUCCCUCGACAUCUCAGGGCACACCAUGCUGGAGAACUGCACUAUCCCAAGCAUGGAGGAGAAGAUGGGCCAGACAAGCAUUGAGCCAGCAAAGAGCAGCAUUGCUCCCUUCCGGGGUCUGAAACGACCACUGCAGUUCUUGGGCCUUUUUGAAACGUCUCUCUGCCGCUUGACACAUAUUCCAGCCUACAAGGUGAGUGGAGACAAGAACGAAGAACAAGUCCUGAAUGCUAUUGAGGCUUACACGGAGCACCGGCCGGAAAUCACUUCCCGAGCCAUCAACCUGCUCUUUGACAUUGCCCGUAUCGAGCGCUGCAGCCAGCUGCUGAGAGCCCUCCAGCUGGUGAUCACAGCCCUCAAGUGCCACAAGGAUGACAAGAACAUCCAGGUGACAGGCAGUGCAGCACUGUUCUACCUGACCAACUCCGAGUACCGCAUGGAGCAGAGCGUGAAGCUGCGGCGCCAGGUCAUCCAGGUGGUGCUGAACGGCAUGGAGUCCUACCAGGAGGUCACAGUACAGCGAAACUGCUGCCUGACACUGUGUAACUUCAGCAUCCCUGAGGAGCUGGAGUUCCAGUACCGCCGAGUCAACGAGCUGCUGCUGAACAUUCUCAACCAGAGCCGACAGGACGAGUCCAUCCAGCGCAUCGCUGUGCACCUCUGCAACGCCCUGGUCUGCCAGGUGGACAAUGACCACAAGGAAGCCGUGGGCAAGAUGGGGUUUGUCAUG